AUGUGUCGAUUUCUGCUGUACCGAGGCAGCGACGAGAUUCUGCUCUCGAAGCUCAUUUUAGAUCCCACACAUUCGAUCCUCAAACAAUCAUUCGACUCGCGGUUACGACUUGACACAACCCGAGGUAAAAACAAUGCCGAUGGCUUUGGCAUCGGCUGGUAUACAGACCCGAAACUAGGCGCUGCUCCCUGUCUUUUCACCUCCGUCAUUCCCGCAUGGAACUGCACCAACCUCACCCGCAUCGCCUCCAAGACAGCAUCACGAUUGGUAUUUGCCCACGUCCGAGCCACCACCGAAGGCUCUGUCACUGAGGACAACUGCCAUCCCUUCUACCAUGGCAGCCUAAUGUUUAUGCACAAUGGUGGGCUGGGAGGAUGGAAGUACAUCAAGAGAAGACUUGGCGAGAAACUGCACGACAAGUGGUACCUCUCCGUUCAAGGAGGCACCGACAGCGAAUGGUCGUUUGCCUUGUUUCUCGACAGGCUGGAAAGAUUGGGCCUUGAUCCCAGCUCGCAACCUGAAGAAGGAUUCAGCCCCUCUAUAUUGAGAAAGGCUCUUUUGCAGACCAUCGAGAUCAUCAACGAGCUUACUAUGAGCAUAUCCGAAAGCGUCGUCCAAAGCGAAAAUGUCGAUACACGCAGUUUGCUCAACUUUGCUGUCACCGACGGUCACAGCGUCGUCUGCACCAGAUAUGUGAGCAGUAAGACAGACGAAGCUGCAAGCUUGUACUAUUCAUCCGGAACGCAAUGGGAGAGCAAGCCAUCCCCCAAUGAUGUCUCGCAAGGCCGUGACUAUCAGAUGGAGCGACGCGACAAGGGCUCCGAUGUCGUACUCGUCGCCAGUGAGCCCCUGACGUUUGAGCGAGAGAAUUGGGUGAAUGUACCUACAAACUCCAUCUUGACUAUUCAUCGCCAGUCAGUCAUGGUUCACCCCAUUGAAGAUGGCUUUUCCGAGAAGGACCCCUAUCAUAAGCGUUCCUCGGCUUUCGCAACCAAGAAAGGUCUCACCACUAACGAGAAACCCGCGCCUACUAUCCCCGACAACGGCCUCGCGACGCCGGCGGCGGAACAGGAGCCACAGAAACGAUCAUUUGGUCCUCUGAUUCCCACCAACAGCCGCACAAAGCCUACGGAGCCUAACAGCCUCCCAGUUCAAGUGGUCGCCCGCGUCAAGUCGCCGCUGGCUGCAACUCAGAACACCCACAGUAUCUCUCAGAAUGUUCCGGAGGCACGGACAACCCGACCUGAAAUCACUGCCAAGCAGGCAAGCCAGGGAAACAUCAAGAAGAAGCGACGCUCACUAAUGGCUGGCGAAUGGGCUCACCCCACGGAGUAUUUGGACUCGGAAGGCCAGCAAUUGUCUAUACCAGAUAGUCCGCCCACUAGGGCUAGUGAAUACGGCAACAACGAAAAAGCAGCGCGCAUUCUAGGAUUGGCCCUGUAG
This is a messenger RNA of Truncatella angustata, 1443 nucleotides long. RefSeq names its product nucleophile aminohydrolase. NCBI's taxonomy places the organism in Eukaryota, Fungi, Ascomycota, Sordariomycetes, Amphisphaeriales, Sporocadaceae. The transcript has 4 exons. The record is from RefSeq and is a predicted model, not a curated record. The coding region runs from base 1 to 1443 and encodes 480 amino acids.